Cladocopium goreaui is the source of this 411-nucleotide messenger RNA. Lineage: Eukaryota; Dinophyceae; Suessiales; Symbiodiniaceae. The record is from the annotation of a GenBank genome assembly.
GGCGUUUCUAGCGUUGCUAGCAUCCGACUCAGCCCUUGGAUGCCCUUGGAUGCCCUUGGUAACGGUGAGCAUCGCUAUGUGGAGCUGCCCCUCCCAGCUGACUCAGCUGACUCAGCUGACUCAGCGAGCUGCCCCAGGGAGAUACGACGGAAUGGCUGGUGCCCAAAGGACGCAACAUCGCCAUUGGCAGCCCAGAUUGGUUCUGGGCAUGGGGGUCAUUAGCGCCAUGGUCAGACGUUGUCGCAGAGGUUCGCGGCUAUGGCGUUCUGCAGCAUUGUUGGAUGGAACAGUGACUGCCGUGGGAUUGGAUGGAGAAUCGCCAUCUCCAGAAGCCCCACCUGCAGGAUCCCGCACAUUGGAUGAGUUAGGAUUCCUGAUCCGCAACCCUUUUGCUCGCGGCUUGGAGGUGUC